Desarmillaria tabescens is the source of this 483-nucleotide messenger RNA. RefSeq lists its product as uncharacterized. The transcript has 4 exons. NCBI's taxonomy places the organism in Eukaryota, Fungi, Basidiomycota, Agaricomycetes, Agaricales, Physalacriaceae. Bases 1 to 483 code for a protein of 160 amino acids. The record is from RefSeq and is a predicted model, not a curated record.
AUGGCGAAAGGUAGUAACAAGUCCGCACAGUUAUCGCCUCCCUCUCGUAGAUCCACUUGGCUAGCUUUGUUAGCUCUGAAAAAAGAAACUAAGAAGGGAUCAUUCCUGGACUAUCUGCUGCGUUCAUCCAGAAUGCCAUCCGUCAUACAAAACCAAUCGACAGCUGCGAUAACCGCUGAUGCCAAACUAGCAGCACAAGGUGCACAAGAUGGGAUGCCGCACAUCAAUCCUCCCUACAUCAGAAGAAAAUCCGCACGUAUCAGUACCGGCAGUAUCAGGGCAAAGAUGUUACACGUCACUCCACCAGACGCGACUCAGCAAGCAAGCGACUCAGCAAGCGAACAAGUGAACCAUGGCAAGGAAGUAACCAGGAGUGAGGGUACCAGAAGCAGAGACGAUAUGCAAUACACGAUGGAUCAACAGGUCAACAAGGAGAAGAGAGGUCCGGAGAACAUGGAGAAGAACGGAGGGUACAGAAUCUGA